This is a messenger RNA of Nicotiana tabacum (common tobacco), 1020 nucleotides long. The record is from RefSeq and is a predicted model, not a curated record. NCBI's taxonomy places the organism in Eukaryota, Viridiplantae, Streptophyta, Magnoliopsida, Solanales, Solanaceae.
UUUCAUAAUUCACUAUAAAUAUGUGUAUAUUUAUUGACAAAGCUGGAGAAAUUUUAUUCUGAAAAAUCUUUUGAGCAGUUAAAUUUGUGCAACUCAAAUGGACGCUGAAGCCUCUUCUCAACACCCAAACCCUAGCUUGCCACAAGAACUCCAUCAUUGAAAUCCUUCAACACCCAAACCUUAGCUUGCCACAAGAACUCAUCACUGAAAUCCUUGUAAGACUUCCUGUAAAGUCCCUCUUACCGUUCAAGUGUGUUUCGAAAGACUGGCUUUCUUUAAUAUCUAGUCAUGAAUUUGUUAAUACCCAUCUUAGUUUUAAUGCUAAGGAUUGCACCCGCCAUAGGUUGAUGUUGCAAUUUGUGACUAAUCUUAAACAUUGUUCUGUUAGCCUUUUAUUUUCUGGGUUUUCUACUGAUGCAUUUGACUUGGAUAUUCCUAUGAAAACUCCCGAUAAUUCUUUUGAUAUUGUGGGAUCUGUCAAUGGGUUGAUUUGUCUUUCCAUUGGGGUUAAUUGCUUGGUUCUGUGGAAUCCAUCAACUAGAAAAUUUAAGCAUGUGCCUGAUAUUAUGAAUAUGCCUGCAUUGGAUUUUGAGUGUCGGUCCAUGUAUGGUUUUGGAUAUGAUGAGGUUAAUGAUGAUUAUAAGGUAGUGGCUGUUUUCUCUAAAAUGACUAGUGCAUGUGUCAGUAUGUAUAGUUUAAAGAAUGAUUCCUGGAGAAGACUUGAUGAUAUUCAAGGGCCGGUGGCAUACAAUUGUUGGCCUAAGUUGGUGAGUAGGAAGCUUCACUGGGUCCAUGUGGGUGAAGGUAGGACCAUCAUGUCUAUUGAUUUGGUUGAUGAGAAAUAUGGAAAGGUGGAGCAGCACCGCUAUGAAGAAGGGAGGAAAUUUUUGAAGCUUGAAGUAUUGGGAAAUGAUUUUUCUGAGUGGGUUGCUCUAGUGGUAAGCACCCUCCACUUCCAAUCAAGAGGUUGUUAGUUCGAGUCACCCCAAGAGUAAGGUGGGGAGUUCUUGGAGGGAGGGA